AUGCGGCCGCAGACCGCGGCGUCCAUGCGCGAUGGCGACGGUGUGGUGAGCGUGCGCGAUGCGAAAGAACGCGUCACGAUCAUCAUCACCACCUCUCCGUGUCGCGCGCAUCCGAGCACGUGGCUGAUCGAAGAAGUCGCCGCGAGCAUCGCCGGGCGAAGCGGCCUCGCGACGGCGACGGGGACGCGACUGUUGGUCGUGUGCGAUGGGUACAAAGUGCGAGAAUCGAAUAAAUUCCGCGCCGGCGCCGUCAACGAGGAAGGGUUGAAGAAUUAUGAGACGUAUCUGUCCAGAUUAGUGUGGUUGAGCGAACAGAGCGACGGCGCGCUGCGCGGCGCGGAGUUGAUUCGGUUAAAACAGCGCCACGGGUUCGGUCACGCUUUGAAGCGAGCGAUGAUGCGCGUGACGACGGAGUACGUGCUCGUGGCCCAGCACGACCGCUUAUUUACACGCGUCGUUCCCAUGAGUGCGGUCCUCGACGCAAUGGACGCGGACCCACAGAUCAACUACGUCGGCUUCCCUACGAAGACGACUCAAAACUACGACGUCAAGUGCGUAGGGCGAGUAUUCACGAGCGAAUAUGGACAGCUGCGAAUGUCACGAAAGCAGUUUCGCGACGUCGAACUCGUACCUUUGGUUCAACACUACGAUUCCAUGCACGUCGCGCGCACAUCCUUCUACCUCGGUCGCGUGUUUGGACAGCGCCGUUGGACAAAUUUGCCCGUCGGGGGCUUCAUCGAGGACACCGUCGGCCAACACAUGCUCGCCGAGUUUCGCAAAAUAGGCGCCGACGCGCACUCCAUCUUCAACAUGUACAUCGUCGAAGACGCCAUCGACGACGAACCCAUGGCUGGUCACCUCGACGGCCACGAUCCCGCCCACGCCCACGAAGACGCCGGCGCCGAGUUUUCCUUUGCCCGCGCGCGCUCCGCCGAGCGCGACUGGUUCGAGCGCGCGCUCCGGCCUUCCUCGACCAUCGAAACCCUCCUCGGCACCGGGCAUUUCAGCGAGCGUAAAGCCUACCUCACCGCCAUCGGUCGCGCGGAUUUACUCCCGAUCCCACCCACCGCCUAG
Ostreococcus lucimarinus CCE9901 is the source of this 1074-nucleotide messenger RNA. RefSeq lists its product with no specific name. The transcript has a single exon. The coding region runs from base 1 to 1074 and encodes 357 amino acids. The record is from RefSeq and is a predicted model, not a curated record. Lineage: Eukaryota; Viridiplantae; Chlorophyta; Mamiellophyceae; Mamiellales; Bathycoccaceae.